Cynara cardunculus var. scolymus (artichoke) is the source of this 1179-nucleotide messenger RNA. Its product is annotated as protein SHI RELATED SEQUENCE 5-like. Gene Ontology annotation, molecular function: DNA-binding transcription factor activity; DNA binding. The record is from RefSeq and is a predicted model, not a curated record. Bases 1 to 1179 code for a protein of 392 amino acids. Gene Ontology annotation, cellular component: nucleus. Gene Ontology annotation, biological process: positive regulation of DNA-templated transcription. Lineage: Eukaryota; Viridiplantae; Streptophyta; Magnoliopsida; Asterales; Asteraceae. The transcript is spliced from 2 exons.
AUGUCUGGAUUUUUCUCACUAGGAGGAGGUAUCGGAAUCGGUAAAGUUGACGAAGAACACCACCAUCAUUUGCAAGAUCAAGAGCAUGAUGAUGGUAUAAUUAGCCCCCAAAGCUUGUAUCUGUUCAAGAACGAGGAGAUCUACAGCAAAGGUUUCGAAUUAUGGCAGGAGUGUUAUCAGUUUCACCAGCACCGGCAACAUCUCUACCAACCACCACAGCAUUAUGAUCAGUUGGGUGUUGGUAGUCGUAGUGAUCGGAGGAGAAGCAGUAGUGUUAGUAGCGGAGUCAGUGGUGGCGUGGAUGAUCUUGAUCGUAACGCGUCUUCCUGGAAUAUUUUCGGUGGUGUUGGUAGUACAGUGAUGAGGCAGGGUGGGUACGGAAUCGGCGGUGGCAGCGGAAGCGGAAGCGGCAGUGGCAGUGGCAGCGGAAUGAAUUGUCAAGACUGCGGAAACCAGGCUAAGAAAGACUGUGAGCAUAUGAGGUGCAGGACUUGCUGCAAGAGCCGUGGGUUUCACUGUCAAACCCACGUCAAGAGCACAUGGGUACCGGCGGCUAAACGACGGGAACGCCAACACCAACUCAUGUCGUUAACUCAACAACAACACCACCACCAACACCAACAGGAUUUAGGCAACCAGCAGCUGAGUCUGAUGAUGAGAGCCAGCGGCGGUGGUGAGAGUGGUGACGAUCAGAUUCCCAAGAGACUACGAGAAGAUCAUCAACACCAACCCAGUAUCGCCGUCGCCGGCAGCGGCGGUGGUAUGGGUAUGAUUUUGCCUGCUCCACAGCAUCACAACACUUCAGGGUUAGAAGUGGGUCAUUUUCCGGCUGAAGUGAAUUCUCCGGCGGUUUUCCGGUGCGUUAGGGUGAGUGCCAUGGACGAGGCUGAGGAGCAGUUGGCUUAUCAGACGGCUUUGAACAUCGGUGGGCAUGUUUUCAAGGGAAUUCUAUACGACCAUGGUCCUGAAGGUCGAUACAACAACCCUGGCGAAGGUAGUUCAUCCGGCGGUGGUGGUGCUCAACUUCAACAACUUAUUACUUCCGGCAGGACGGCUGGUGCGACGGCGUCCACCAGCAUCCAUCCAGCUGUCAAUUUUAUUGACCCUUCUUCCACAUACCCGACUCCUUUCAGUGCUUUCAUGGCGGGUACGCAAUUCUUCCCACCACCAAGAUCUUGA